AUGGUCGAUACACGAACCACGCAGCGCAGCAAGGCUGUUGCCCCUCCACCCAUCAAAUCCAAGGAGGAUGAGAAAGAGUCGGCCCGUGAGUUACGCGCUCGCCGCCGCGAAAUGUCCCUGGCCGCAGACUCUGCCAAACUCUACAGCAAGGAGAACCUUGCCAAGGCGUCAAAGUCGCACGUCCUUGUCGAAGGAGUUAUCGAUCCAGAUGGACCACAGUUCAUGGCUAUCCGUGGAGAGUCCGAGUCUCCUGAGAUCAUCUUUAUAGCUCCACUCACCCCCAAAUCAAGGGCCAAGGCUGCUGCAUCCAAGAUAGCCGACUCAGCCAAGGUGUCAACGUUAAAACCAAGCAACGUCUUGUGGAAGCCUACUCUACCUGCUGGCGCAUACUACCCCACCCGUCAUCCCGGUCCUACUCCAGGAGCACCUCGAACUGCCGCUAGUGGGUUCAUUAGUCGCAAGGCUGUCAAAGCCUCCCAGGUCGGUCUCGCUAGCACUGGAGAGAGAAGAGGAGCUACUUCUACGACAUCAGCUAGCUCGCUGAUUCCGCAAUCGUAUGCAACGACCUCGGCACCUGUGACGAGACGCAUCUCUCUCACCCUCGCAGACCGAACCAAGGCAAAGGCGGUUAAGGAACCAAAGGAUAAGACGCCCAAGUAG
This is a messenger RNA of Drepanopeziza brunnea f. sp. 'multigermtubi' MB_m1, 660 nucleotides long. RefSeq lists its product as uncharacterized. Lineage: Eukaryota; Fungi; Ascomycota; Leotiomycetes; Helotiales; Drepanopezizaceae. The record is from RefSeq and is a predicted model, not a curated record.